Messenger RNA from Blepharisma stoltei, 4573 nucleotides. The record is from the annotation of a GenBank genome assembly. NCBI's taxonomy places the organism in Eukaryota, Ciliophora, Heterotrichea, Heterotrichida, Blepharismidae.
AUGCAUACAGAGGGAAAAAGAAGAGGGAGCUGGAUCGAAAGAAAAGCUAUGGCUGUGAUUUUUACAAUAUUUGCGAUUUUUAUUGUGAGCUUUAUUGUCUUUACUUAUGGAAAUUUUGAUGAUAAUAAAGCUGAAUUUAGUUUUCAGAAGUAUGUUUUGACCAAAAACUGGACUUAUAUACAAGAACAGAAAGAAAAAGCUGAUGAAAUACUUGAAAAUAAUAAAAAUGCAAUAAAAAAAGAUAAUCCUAUUGAACCAUCAUACCCUCUUAAUUUAAUAGAAAAUGAUUCACCAGAUCCUACGCAAAAAUUCCUUAUGAAAACUCCACCUUUUUCUCAAAAAAUAAGCGUAAAUUCCAAAAACCUCAAAUGCUGGCCUGAGAAAUUCGGAUUUUCCAAAUCCCAAGCCGACGCCGUCUAUGACCCCAGCAUUUCUUUCAGCCCAUGCCCAGAAUCAACACCUUUUAUAUAUAUAAAUGAAAAUAAGUAAAAAAUAUAUAGCCAGCUUGUUAUGAACUGCUCAGAUAGCCCUAAAUAUGCAUUAGGAAGCUACCCUUUUGAAGAAGAAUUAGGGAGGCACAGUAUUUUCUUUUUGUGGUUUGAUUAUUUUAAUCCUGUAAAGCUAGAAGAUAUUGAAUAUGCAUUUGGGAAAUGUGGCUCAAAAACACAAACAAUUCUUGCUAAUAGGCCAAAAGAUGAAUUCAAAAAUAGGGCAAAUAAUAGAAAAAAAGAAAUUUUAACACAAAAAAAUUUGAGUGAUACUAGGGCGAUAACUGUUAUAGCCGAGGUCUCAUUAUAGAUCGUCCUGGGCUAUGACUUGAUGUUUCAACUCAUAGUUGAUUUUGCUCCAAAAUAAUUAAAUAUGGCGUCUCAACUUGGGUCUGGCCUCUCGGCCAGACAGUUUCGAGCCCGAUUUAAUUAUAUCCGGCAAGGUUUUGCCUAGCUAGAGAUGGACAGCAAUAUCAGGUAAGCAAUUCUGGCAGUGUACAGAGCCUGAUCCCAGUCCGUUCUCGGGUUAGGAUUUUACCUCGAGGGAAGAGGAGGCUUGGAGUUGGAAAGGAGAAGCCCAGCAGCGCCUGCAGGUAAUCCCUAGGCCAUUCGGGCAAAUCUCUAGCGAGAAACCGGGAGUUUCGCCCCGGGCUACAAGUUUUCCUCUUUUGCCGAAAGUCGGCCAGAAAUACCAUUUUUUGGAAUUUCCCAGCAGACAACCCUCGUUACAGAGAGAAAGUAGCUCAUUCAUGAGCCGUCGAAGCCGGAACAUCGCGCAGGAGGCGCGCGUUGGAGAUCAAAGCUAGCUGUCCCAGCAACUAGUGGGCCCCGAGCGACGAGAGCGUGGUGGUAGUCCUGGAAGAGCAACCCCGUAGGAGACGUUUAAACGUGAUGGUUAAUAAGUUAAGUUAAGAUUUUGCUCCAAAAGUUGCCAAGCUAAUCUAAGAGUUAACAAAUGCCAAAUAUAGGCGAACUUGCCAACUUGUGGAGUAGUCUGGCAACUUCUGGAGCAAACAUACUCCACAAGCUAUAGCGCCAAGUUAUAGCCAGAACGAUCUAUGAUGCAUCUUAGGCUAUAUUAUGCUCAUUAUGGACUCUGUGUCACGUGAACAUUUUUAUAGGAAUUUUCCUCUUACAGUAAAAUUUCUAAAUGAAAAUUUAUAUUUAUCCAAAGUGAAUUAACCUUUAAUUAAAAAAACAAUUAAUAAUAAAAAUAUAUUUUUUUAUAUUAAUUUAAAGGUAUAGUUAAUGGAAAAUAUAGCGAGGAUUUUAUAGGCUAUGAUUUCAAAUUUAAUCAUGCCCAUGGAAAUACUACAAUUUCUAAUAUCGUCCCAAUAAUGUAUGGACACAAUUUAACUACACAUGAAAAAUUAACUGAAGGAUGAAGCUACAAACGAAACGAAGAUUCCACAAUUUACGGGCAGCUGCAAGAAAGCCACGCAUUAUGGACUUUUUUCAGAAACCAAGGCUUUGUGACGUUUUUUGGUUUUGACACAAUUUACGAUUUCCUCUCCAAAGUGACAAGCCGGUCUGUCCUUACUGAUCACAUUUUAACGAAUUUUUGGCUUUUUGCUGAAAGAGUAUUUUAUUACAAAGACUGGUCUACAAAGCAGCAAUGUUUUGAUAAUCAUAACGCCCAUUAUUACAUGAUGGAUUAUUUAUUACAAUUCGUAAAAAAUUAUGAAAAAACAAAUAAAUUUGCAUAUGCUCAUAUUUCCCCUGGUCAUGAAGACACAGGAACUGUUAUUAGGACUGUAGACCCUGAUUUAAAAGAAUUUUUAGAAAAAAUGUUUAAUUUACAUAAAAAUAAUGGAGAAGAUUUAGCUUUAUUUGUAUUAGGCGACCAUGGAAAAUCAGCAAAAUUAACUGAUGUAGAGGAAAAAAGAUAUGAAUUCAUUCAUUCAUAAGAUUACUCUUAAUUAAAUUCUUGUUCUUUCAAGGGACCAUCAAGCCCACUUCUAAAGCCUUUAUGAUGAGAAAGCCUUCCAUUCUGAACAACGAGUCGGCAGUUACACGACCGUUAGAAUUUAUUCACGCCUCCAGCUUCGAGAACACUCUUUUCUGCUACCCCGCAUCACUGAGUAGCACCUCUGUCGACCCCAAACCCUCAGAGAACCGAAAUCCCCUUCACUGAGCCGCAGUAAGGGAACUACCCCUUACCAGGUUUCCACCAUUUUAAUUUGUAGAUAUGAAUUAUUUUUACCUAUGCAUUUAUUAUUUGCAAAUAAAAGGCUAAUAGAAAGGCUCAAGGCUGAUGAAAUAUUAAAGCAUAAUAGUGAUAGGAUUACCUCAAGAAUUGACUGGUAUUUGACGAUGAAGCAUUUAGCUGUAUCACAAUAUGAGGAUAUUAGUAAAGAUAGUAGCCUUUAUAUUGAAUGGAAAUCAAAAUUACCGUCAAGCUCACACAGUCUUUUAUUAGAAAAAACUCCAGAUAGCACAACUUGUGAUGAUUUAGGAAUAAGCCCUGAAUUUUGCUUAUGCAGUGUGUAUACUGAUAUAUACCCAGAAGACUUUAAAAAGCAGAAUUACUUGUCUAUGCUUGCAGGAUUUGCCAUAAAAUAUCUAAAUAAGCAUACAGAGCACCAGCCAGCCAGAGAAUUUUGUAAUUAAGCGAUUUACUAGCCAUUUUCGGCAGCUCACUAGUCUCAGCUGUCUCCAUAAGCUUCGAGUUCGAAUGAGGAAAAUAGAAGGCCACCAUCUUGAAUUUUAAAAUCAGAAUCACCUGUCCAAGAGAUCAGCUCCUGGAGCAGAGCCACCGUUUGUAGAGUGCCCAGAUGGUACCAACAAGAGAAGACCAUGUAGUAGGGCAAAGUCUGUCUAGCCUAUUUGGCAGGCACAGAAAAGCCUUUACUCCCCCCCUCCGUGAGUGAACAAAAAAAUUUUGUUCACUCACGGAGGGGGGGUUAAUUUUAAAAAAUUUCUAUAUAAAUUUUAUAAAUUUUUUUUUUCAAAUUUAAAAAAAUCCUAAUUCGCAAAAAUUGGAAAGCAAGUAUUAAUUUAAUUUAUAAAAUUUAUGUCUUAAAAAGCAAUUCGUUUAAAAUUAAAUAGAAUUAGCUCUAGAUUUCAUUAUAAUAAUUAUCAUUUAUAUAUCAAAUUUUUUUUCCAUAAAAAAUUUUUCUACUAAAAAAAAAUUUUUUGUUCACUUACGGAGGGUGGGUUUUUGGGCAAAAAAUAGGGAUUUUUCUAAUGGUUUUGUUCACUCACGGAGGGGGGGAGUUAGGGAGAAAUAAAACUUCCCUCUUCGGAAAGGCUUCCCUGAAAGCCUAAUUCAAAAGACAGAGGCUCUAUUUUCAGCAUCAUCAGGAUGGGUCCGACCUCCUUUAUAAGGAGUGCGCCUCAAAAACCAAUUUCCAUCAACGUCACCAUUUAUUUCUGAAUUUUGUAAAGAGUUAAAUUUUUAUAAAAUUUGGCACGGAAAAGAAUUGACUAUUUCUCCACAAAAAAUCCAAUAUAAAUUCGACAUGAAUCUAAAACAAGACCCUGACACAGUUUUCGAAAUAAUAGGAAUUAUUGAGAAAAUUGAAAGACUUCCAUUCGAUUUUGACGACAAACCCACAAAAUUUUUCGACAAAGACGAGUUAACUUCACAAAAAUAUAUCAUAGAAUUAAUAAGUGUGAUAAGAAAAAACGCUCCCUUAUCAUUUUGUGUAGAAAUCGCGAAGGAAAUAGAAAUUAAUGCUGAAAAUUGUAUUUGUAAAAUCCCUGAUAUGUUUAAUAAAAGACUAUUUAAUCAACCGAUGCUACAGAUGUAUGAUAGGCUUAGGGAAAGGCUGACAUUGGCUGUUUCUGAAUAUGGAGUUUCAUGUGCUGAUACUUGUAAAGAAAUUAAAAAAAAUUGCCAGCUUUGGGGGCUGCAAAUGCUGAAUUCUAUUGAUAUGUGGAAUGAACCGUGAUAUGAAGACAAUUCUUAUUAUUUAUAUAAAAAUGGGGCAAGGACAGUAUUUAAAGAUUUGCAAAUUGAGCAGUAUUCUUCUGGGAAUGUGCUAGGAUUUGAUCAAGAACGAAUUUUUUAUUAUGUAGAACCGAAAAUGUUGUCUUGUGAAGUAUCAGAUGAUUUGGUUAUGGGAUUAUGCCCUUGCGAGUAA